AUGGCCGGCCAACAGCAAAGUCCAGGCUCAGGGCCCGGAGAAUACCGGAUGUUCAAUUUGCAAUAUGCCCAGACCCUCUCUUUGGGGCCUCAACGACCCCUAAUCUCGAAUCAAAACAUGGGAGAGCUCAUAGCUCGCAACCAUAAGUUUAAAAAAGGCUUCGAACCCAAGGUUGCGCAUAAUCAUACGCCGUCAGAUGAAAAAGAGUCAAUUAAGCACUUUGUUGCCGCUCCAGACGGCCUCAGUACUACUGGAUCAAUAUAUUCAAGUCUGUAUCAAGAGGGCGAAUUCCGUCUCCUUGCCAUUCUCCCCGGCACCGACGAUACCCCAAUCCGAUGCCGGUUGCACGUUUGCUCCUUGGGCGACAAUCACGACACCUAUGAAGCGCUCUCUUACUGCUGGAGGGCAGAAUCAGAAAGUGAUUGGAGUGUUGAGUACCCCACGAUCGAAUGUAACGGGGUUGAGAUGCCUAUAGGCGUCAACUUGCAUCUCGCUCUGCGUCGAAUACGUCGCCCAGGCUCUACGCGCGUGGUAUGGGCUGAUGCUAUUUGCAUUGACCAGAGCAAUCUCGUCGAGCGAAGUCAACAGGUUGCUGCUAUGGGUGACAUAUUUCGAAACGCCUUUAGGGUUCUCGUUUGGCUUGGUCCAGAUGGGGAUGACGAUCCCCUCAAGUCCACAGCCUCACAGGCACUCGUCAGCGUUUGUUCGAUUGUUUCCACAUGGGCGACACCAACCGACCGCCCGGUCAAUGUUGAAAAUGCCCGGUAUCGAAUCCAGGGACUGGCUCAAGAUUUUCACGGCGAGGGACCCUUGUCGCAAGACAGUCCAGUCUGGCUCCAGGCUUUAGCCCUCUACAAGACGCGAUGGUUCCAACGUCUGUGGGUAGUCCAAGAAAUCGCCUUGGCACAACGAGCUACUGUGAUUUGGGGAAAAUGCGAAAUGUCGUGGCAAUGGAUCGGUCUCGCUGCCGCAGUAAUUCGAACCAACUGGCACCGUAUUGUACCCAACCACUCCAACAGAAGCGGCGUGUCAGACAGACAAGUACCCAUUGGUGUGAUGAACGCGUACUUUAUGUACAGGAUCUCCCGCUCCCAAGACUAUCUCAAGCCUCUUUUGUUUUCUUUCUGCGAGCUACUUACAUUGACUCGACAGUUUGGGUGUCAGGAGAAGCGGGACAAGAUCUUCGGACUGCUCGGUCUAGCUACUACGGAUGGUGUCAACUCACUAAUUGCUCCCGACUACACGAACUCUCUAGGGGAAGUUUACCGAAAUUUGGCGCGUCUUAUGAUCAGCUCCAAGAAUCCUCUGGCUAUCUUAUCUCACAUUCAUCACACCGAGAUCUUUGACCACCCUGGACAUGAUGUUUACGCGUACGAUCACGACUAUUCACCGCAGGCCGGGUCGGCCAGAGUCACGCCUUUCAAAGAUUCAUGGAUCCCGAGAUGGGAUGUCAAGGGACCACAGACACUGACGCCUCUGGACGCACAUCCGGAUUUUGCAGCCGGUUUAUCUCAACCAGCUCAGAUCCGAGACGGCGUUCAAGGCGACCGACUCACAGUCCGAGGGAUUAUCAUUGAUGGUGUGAAACAUAAGCUCUGGAUGAACACUCAAUACUUCAAACAGCAACAAUCAUUCGCUUGGGAGCAAACGCCAGGUCUUAGGGAAAUCCUAGAGCGAGGCGGCCACACACGACACAGUUUGGAGAGGCUGGCUCUGACCCUGACGGCGGGCAAGAGUUGGUACGAUGACAAGGAAACCAGAAGUGGGAACAACUCUGGAAACCAGGACGAUACUGCAGGUCUUUCUCCAGCGGGAGAAUUCAUCACAAUGUCCGAAUUAGAAGAGCUGGCUACAGAAGGAAAUGGUCCUCUCUUCCUGGAUGCAGUAACCACGGCCUGUGUCGGGAGAUGUCUCUUCUCGACUGGAUCUCACAUGGGAGGUGUCGGACCGCUUGACACGCGACCUGGGGAUAUGGUCUGUAUCAUCUACGGUGCAGCUGUGCCGUUUGUUAUUCGACCAUAUGAGGAUAAACAAUGGUAUACGCUCGUGGGCGAAUGCUAUGUUCAGCAUCUCAUGCAUGGGGGAGUAAUAGGUGACGAGAGGUACAAGGGGACUUGGAUCGAGUUAGUCUAG
Fusarium vanettenii 77-13-4 is the source of this 2133-nucleotide messenger RNA. RefSeq lists its product as uncharacterized. The transcript has 3 exons. NCBI's taxonomy places the organism in Eukaryota, Fungi, Ascomycota, Sordariomycetes, Hypocreales, Nectriaceae. The coding region runs from base 1 to 2133 and encodes 710 amino acids. The record is from RefSeq and is a predicted model, not a curated record.